AAAGAGGCGGCCAAAGAGUCUAAGAGGAUAAACCGGGCAAUGGAAGUCAGGUACAACCAAGAGACAGAAGCCAUGGUACUGAAGAACGGACUAAAGGAUGGGAAGAACGGCAAAGAUUCCCAGGGAAGCUUGUCGAAAAGCUUCCUGAAGGAGCAGCAGGACUCCUUUUCCCCGUCUGGGACCAUGGACAACUGCGACAAGAACCGGGGGAGCGUGGGGGACCCCGACUACUGCCGGAGAAUCCUGGUCCGAGAUGCCAAAGGUUCCAUCCGAGAGAUCAUCCUGCCGAAGGGUCUGGACUUGGACAGGCCCAAACGCACUCGCACGUCCUUCACGGCGGAGCAGCUGUACCGUCUGGAGAUGGAGUUCCACCGCUGCCAGUACGUGGUUGGGAGGGAGCGGACGGAACUGGCUCGCCAGCUCAACCUGUCUGAAACCCAGGUGAAAGUGUGGUUUCAGAACCGUCGCACUAAACAGAAGAAGGACCAGGGCAAGGACUCGGAGUUGCGCUCGGUGGUCUCAGAAACGGCGGCGACGUGCAGCGUGCUGCGGCUGCUGGAGCAGGGGCGGCUGCUGACGCCCCCGGGCCUGCCGGGCCUGCUGCCCCACUGCGGCGGCGGCGCCCUGGGCUCCGCGCUGCGCCCGCCGGCCAUGGCCAUGAGCAGCAGCGGCAGUGGCAGCGGCGGCGGCGGCGGCAGCACCAGAACAGCGGGGGGCAGCCCCCCACUCCCCCCUGUGACUAGUUCAGGCGCGGUGGCCGCCUUGCAGAGCUCACCGGCCGCACACGGCCUCUUCAGCUUCCCCAUGCCGUCCAUACUCAGCGGUGUCGCCACCCGCAUUUCUUCCAACCCCCUCUCCAUGGCCGGUUCGCUGGCCGGCAACUUGCAGGAGCUCUCUGCGCGUUACCUGAGCUCCUCCGCCUUCGAGCCUUACUCGCGGACCAAUGGCAAAGACUCCAUGGACAAGAAAAUCCUGGAAUGA
This is a messenger RNA of Cololabis saira (Pacific saury), 981 nucleotides long. It is a transcript of the gene vax1, whose product is annotated as ventral anterior homeobox 1. The transcript has 3 exons. Gene Ontology annotation, biological process: central nervous system development; regulation of DNA-templated transcription; neuron differentiation. Gene Ontology annotation, molecular function: DNA binding; DNA-binding transcription factor activity, RNA polymerase II-specific. Lineage: Eukaryota; Metazoa; Chordata; Actinopteri; Beloniformes; Belonidae. The record is from RefSeq and is a predicted model, not a curated record. Bases 40 to 981 code for a protein of 313 amino acids.